AUGGACAACGAACAGCCCCAUCAGGAGUUGGUGAAAUGUGUGGUUGUCGGAGACACAGCGGUAGGGAAGACCAGAUUGAUAUGUGCACGUGCAUGCAACAAACAUGUGUCACUAUCACAACUAAUGACUACACAUGUACCGACAGUCUGGGCUAUAGACCAGUAUAGGAUUUACAAAGAUGUAUUAGAACGAUCGUGGGAAGUGGUUGAUGGUGUGAAUGUUUCGCUUAGACUGUGGGACACGUUUGGCGAUCACGAAAAGGACAGGAGAUUUGCUUACGGAAGAUCUGACGUCGUUUUAUUAUGUUUCUCUAUAACAAAUCCAAUAUCGCUAAGAAAUUGCGGCGCCAUGUGGUAUCCAGAGAUAAGGCGAUUCUGUCCAAACACGCCGAUCCUGCUUGUCGGUUGUAAGAACGAUCUCCGCUACAUGUACAGAGAUGAGACUUAUUUAAACUAUUGCAAGGAUAGAAGCCCGUUUAUAAGGGCACCCAGGAAAAGCGAUCUGGUUAUGCCAGACCAAGGCAGAGCGUUGGCCCAUGAAUUCGGUAUAUAUUAUUACGAAACCUCAGUUUUCACGUACUACGGUGUUAAUGAAGUAUUCGAAAACGCUAUCAGGGCCGCGCUGAUAGCGAGAAGACAGCAAAGAUUCUGGAUGACGAAUUUGAAGCGAGUUCAACGACCUCUACUACAGGCCCCCUUCAGACCUCCGCGGCCAUUGGAACCGGAAGUUGUGGUCGUUAAUAGUGUGUUCCUCGAAAAUAUGACGACUUUACUACGACAACAGUAUUUCUCCGAUAUGGUAAUCAUAUGUGGCGCUAAGGGAUUCCCCGUACAUCGCUUCGUAAUGGCUGCCGCAUGUGAAGCAUUCCAUAGACUACUCACAACUGAUUGUGUUAGUUUAUCAGCUGAACUAGCUAGAAGCUCAAGUGAAAGCAGUAUGGUUAGCAGUAUGGGCGAGGCUACUACGGGUGAAUUCAAUGAGGACACGGAAUAUUUGAUACGACAAGAUCAAGCUAAACAAAUGAGAGUAUGGGAUCAAAUCAAACGUCGGUCGUCAUGCCAAAUCCUACCUUUGAGUGACAACUGUAAGAAACCCCCGGAUUUAUUCAGAGAGGUCAAUCACCCGGCCAUUAUAUCAAUACGUGUUGUAAAGUGUGACAAAAUCCAACACGCGUCGUCCCAAACACAGACUAUAGUUACAAUGAGCAAACUAAUAUCACAGAACGUAAUGCAAGAGAUCAUAAAUUUCGUAUACACCGGCGUGAUAGACAGCGGGGCUUUCAAACAACAGUCCGCUGCUAUCGGAUUACUACUGGAAAUCCGUCAAGCUGCUGAACUACUUGGCUUCCAUGAAUUGACGAAACUCAGCCAAUUUAUUUUGGAUCAACAUCUGCUGAUGGAUAAGACUUUCAUGCAUCAGUUUCAUACGCCGCUGCCUCAAAGAAUGCGUGAUAUGUGUGUGGAGCAGAAUUUGUUUGCGGACGUGACCUUUGACCUCGACGAUGGAAUUCAUCUGGCUCAUAGGCGAUGCUAA
Molecule: messenger RNA, 1533 nt
Organism: Danaus chrysippus (African queen)
Lineage: Eukaryota; Metazoa; Arthropoda; Insecta; Lepidoptera; Nymphalidae
Source: the annotation of a GenBank genome assembly